GAUAAAUUAGAAAUUAUCGUUUAGAAUUUGAAUUUGCAUGUACUUUUGGGAUGAUUUGCUUAUAGUUAUAGCAUAUUAAUGAGAAGGAAUGGUGUGGAUUAUGAGCAAGGGGAAACCUCCAAUUGGUAAUAUAAGGCUAUGAGGAGAAUUGGCUUUAGCUCUAAUAGAUUAAUAGGGAUUGAUGAUUGAAAUAAAAAAAGUUUACAAUCUAUAAAAAAUAAGAAGUGAAUUUAUUGUUGAAUGUUGAGGAAGGAUUAGGGAAUGGGAGAAUGAAUAUGAGAGUGAGGAGUAAUAUAUAUAUGAAUGGCAAUUAAUAUAAAUAAU
Messenger RNA from Paramecium octaurelia, 324 nucleotides. The record is from the annotation of a GenBank genome assembly. Lineage: Eukaryota; Ciliophora; Oligohymenophorea; Peniculida; Parameciidae.